UACAUUUCACACUAAAAAAAAAAAAACAUUCGACACUCAUUUUCUCACUGUUUCCUUAUCUUCUUCCCUCCAAAUCUAAUCAUGUAUUUUCCGGUACCGGCGCUCCGAUCCUCAACCCUCUACAACGGUUCACUCUUUCUCAUUUUCCCACAUUCAAAUUCCUCCACUUCUUCUCCUUCUCCUUCACCUUUGGGGAUUGGACUCACCCGAACAGUACUUCCGAGAGUUCAUGUUGCUGGAGGAGUAAGAUUCGACGCGUCACUUCCUCUAAACGACGACGUUGAAGAUUAUCAAGUCAUUUUCGAGCACUGCGUUACGCGGACUUUGCCUCCUGCUCUUACAUUGGAUGAUGGACUUCAGAAAUUGAAGGAAGCUCUUGAAAUGUUGAAGCUUGCACCGCCGAGUUGUUCUAGUGGAUUCCUUAGGUUUCAGGUGAUGGUGCCUCCGAGUCCGAAGGCAUUGAGUUGGUUUUGCUGUCAACCGGAGUCAUCAGGAGUGUAUCCUCUGAUUUUUAUAUCCAAAAACAUGGACAAUCCCACGUGUAAGUCACUGUAUGUGAAUGGAAGCCGUGGAGUUUUUGGCAUUGGUGCUGCUGUUUCUUUUGUAAACUCUUCCUCCAGAAACAAGAGUUUGAUCAAUAGAUACAUCUCAACUGAUUCUACCAAUAUAGUAGCUUAUGGUUUUAUGGAUGUUAAUCUAGAUAAUGAUUCAAUUUCCAUGAAUCAUGAGGAUGGUUGUUUUAGCUUUUUCAUCCCCCAGGUUGAGUUAGAUGAGAUGGAAAGUGUUUCUAUUCUGACUAUGACACUUGCAUGGGAUAACUUUUCUCUUUCUAAUUUUGGAAAAGCUCUUCAUUUGCUCGAAGUUUCUCUAAACCAGGUCAUAUGUUAUUCUAGUGUGGGGAAAUCCAAAUGUGUAAGAGCUGCCCUCAGAAAACUCAAUUUGGUAGAAGAUAGAUCUAUUCCAAGGGUCUACAUGAACACUGUUGCACUGGGAGGAAGAGAAAGUGUGAGCAACAUAAUAGAACUGAAAGAGUCUCCAUCUUCUAGUCAAUUUUGUGCCAGGCUUUCAGCUACACUCACUGUUUCAAAUAACAUGUUGGAUCGUGCCACCGAAUUUUCGCACUCACUGAUUGAAAGUGCCAAUAUCAAUGCUGUUUGGGCAUCACUUUUAGUUGAAGAAUGUGCAAGACUUGGUUUGACGUAUUUUUGUGUUGCACCUGGAUCUAGAUCUUCCCCACUUGCUGUUGCUGCUGCAAGUCACCAAUUAAUUACUUGCAUUUCAUGUUUUGAUGAACGUUCACUUGCAUUUCAUGCUGUUGGAUAUGGAAGAGGUUCUCACAUUCCAGCAGUAGUCAUAACAUCAUCAGGCACUGCAGUUUCAAACCUUCUUCCAGCUGUUGUGGAGGCAAGUCAAGAUUUUGUGCCGCUUAUUUUACUUACAGCAGAUCGACCUCCAGAGCUGCUGGAUUGUGGGGCAAAUCAAGCAAUUGAUCAGGUGAACCAUUUUGGUUCUUUUGUAAGAUUUUUCUUUAAUCUCCCUGCACCCACAGACCAGAUUCCUGCAAAGAUAGUACUUACUACUGUUGAUUCUGCUGUACAUCGGGCAACUUCUUCUCCAUGUGGGCCUGUGCAUAUUAACUGCCCUUUCAGAGAGCCUUUGGAAAGCAGUCCCCUCAGAUGGUUGUCAAGUUGUUUAAAGGGAUUAGACUUCUGGAUGACUAAUUCUGACCCAUUUACCAAGUAUAUUCAUAUGCAACUGUCUCAUACAUGUACAAAUGCUCCUGGCGAAAUGAUUGGUGUUUUAAAUCUGAUUCAAAGAGCCAACAAUGGUCUUCUACUAUUUGGUGCAAUCCAUUCAGAGGAUGAGAUGUGGGCUGCUCUGCUUUUGGCUAAACACCUCCAGUGGCCUGUUGUAGCAGAUAUCUUGUCAGGGUUGCGGUUGAGAAAGCUUUUAACCUCUUUCUCUGAUAUUGAAAGAAAUUUUAUAUUUGUUGAUAAUCUUGAUCAUGCUCUUCUCUCAGAUUCUGUCAAGGGCUGGUUGAAGAUUGAUGUAGUUAUUCAGAUAGGAGGCAGGAUAACCAGCAAAAGAAUCUGUCAAAUUCUUGAGGAAUGUGCUCCUUUUUCAUAUAUCAUGGUUGACAAACAUCCAUUUCGUCAUGAUCCAUCACACAUUGUUACGCAUCGGAUACAAACUACUAUUUUUGAUUUUGUGGGGUGUUUACUUAAGGCUACUGUUUCACAUUCAAGGAGCACGUGGAGCAGUUCCCUACAGUUGUUGAGUAAAAUGGUUGAAUGGCAGAUACAAUUUCAAAUCACUGCUGAGUCCUCCCUUACCGAACCUUAUGUUGCAAAUGUGACGUCAGAAGCUCUAUCCCCUGAAUCUGCUCUUUUUCUUGGUAACAGUAUGCCUAUUCGUGAUGCAGAUAUGUAUGGACGUAGUUGGCCCAUACACAGUCAUAGUGUUGCGUCUCUUAUGCUAAAUUCAGACAUACCAAUUACCUCGAUGAGGGUGGCUGCUAACAGGGGGGCUAGUGGUAUUGAUGGGUUACUUAGCACGGCCGUUGGUUUUGCUGUAGGAUGCAACAAAAAGGUGUUCUGUGUAAUUGGAGAUAUUUCAUUACUGCAUGAUACAAACGGUCUGGCAAUUCUGAACCAGCGGAAAUUGCGGAAACCAAUGACUAUUCUUGUGGUUAAUAACCAUGGAGGUGCAAUUUUCAGUGUUCUUCCUUUGGCAGAUAAAGUUGACCACAGUAUAAUGCAUCAAUACUUCUACACUUCUCAUAACAUUUCUAUUCGUGAGCUAUGCUUGGCACAUAGUGUCAAACAUUUACAUGUGAAGACAAAGGCGGAACUCGAAGAAGCUCUGUAUGUAGCUCAACAUGAAAAUAUGGAUUGUAUGGUUGAAAUUGAGAGUUCCAUUGAUGCCAAUGCCAAUUUUCACAGUAUUUUGAAAAAAAAUGCUUCCCAAACUGCACAAGACACCAUAAGAUUCCUCUCGGUUCCUUUCAAUCAAUGCUCUGUAAAAGAUGAGUUCUGUUUAUACAAAAUUCAUAAAAUACAGUGUUCAAAAUAUAGAUUUGCACUAAGUGCCCCAUCAACAUCAGCAUCUGUUGUUGAUAAUUGUAAAGAAUUUUAUAGAGAAGGAUUUAUUUUAUCUUUAAUUCUUGAAGAUGGAAGUGUUGGUUUUGGGGAGGUUGCACCUCUUGAGAUCCAUAAGGAAAAUCUUGUGGAUGCUGAAUAUCAACUCAGGUUUCUUAUCCAUGCCAUGGAACAAGUUGAUAUUAGUAGCUUGGUCUCUCUAUUGAAGGGUUCAUUCUCAUAUUGGAUAUGGAAUGAGUUGGGCAUCUUGCCAUCUUCUAUUUUUCCCAGUGUCAGAUGUGGUUUGGAAAUGGCUAUCCUCAAUGCCAUAGCCAAUUCAAAAGGCUCCAACUUGUUGGACAUACUCCAUCCAUCAACAAAUGAGAACAACAAAUGUGAAAAGUCAUUAGAAGUUCAGAUUUGUGCGCUACUUGAUUCAAAUGAAUCUGCAGCUGAAGUAGCUAAUGUUGCUGCCGCAUUAGUCAAGGAAGGAUUUUCUGCAAUUAAGCUGAAGGUUGCACGUGACCGUGAUCCAGUGCAAGAUGGCAUGUUUGUACAAGAAGUAAGAAAGAAAGUUGGUUGCCAGAUUAUCAUCCGCGUAGAUGCAAAUCGAAACUGGACUUUUGAGGAAGCUAUGAAAUUUGCCUCUUUGGCUAAAGAUUGUAACCUGCAGUAUAUUGAGGAACCUGUUCAAGACGAAGAUGAUAUUCUCAAGUUCUGUGAAGAAAGUGGAUUACCUGUUGCCCUAGAUGAAACCAUAGAUAAAAUUCAAGAAAAUCCCCUGGAAAAGCUAGUGAAGUUUACUCAUCCUGGAAUAGUUGCUGUUGUUAUCAAGCCAAGUGUUGUUGGUGGAUUUGAGAAUGCAGCAUUAAUUGCACAAUGGGCGCACCAACUCGGAAAGAUGGCUGUUGUCAGUUCUGCAUUUGAAAGCAGUUUGAGUCUGGCUGCAUAUACUCAAUUUUCUAGUUAUCUUGAAAUACAGAGAUUAAGUACAUUUAAACUGUUCGAUGUUAAAGAAGCACCUUCUGUAGCUCAUGGUCUAGGAACCUAUCGCUGGCUUAAAGAAGACAUAACGCCUAAUCCUCUUUUGAUUAGUCAUAAUCCACGUAGUGGUUUGGUUGAAGCAUCUGUGGAUAAUGCUAGUCGGUUGCUACGUAAUUUUCAAGUCGACCAGGAUGUCAUCUGUCAUACUAUAGCUGAGGAGAAAGUUUGUCGGUACCAACUGAAUGUAGAGCAUAACAAUUUAUCUUGUUCUUUUGAAGUUAUUGAGACUGGUCUCAAAACAAAUGAUACUACACUAGUAUUUCUUCAUGGUUUUAUGGGAAGUGGUGAAGACUGGAUUACUAUCAUGAAGACCUUUUCUGAAUCAGCAAGAUGCAUUUCAAUUGACCUUCCUGGUCAUGGAAAAUCAACAUUACAUGGUAUGAAAAGUGCUACUGAGGAACCAUGUUUGUCUCUGGAGAUAGUUGCCGAGAUAUUACAUAAAAUAAUUCAUCAUGUAGCACCAGAAAAAGUUACACUAGUUGGGUAUUCAAUGGGAGCAAGGAUUGCAUUGUAUAUGGCACUGAGAUUUAGCAGUAAGAUAAAGGGAGCUGUGUUAAUAUCUGCAAGCCCUGGAUUAAAAGAUAAAUUGGCAAGAAAAAUUCGUGCAGCUAAAGAUGAUUCCAGAGCACGCUCUGUCAUUGCACAUGGUUUACAGCUUUUUCUCAGCUCCUGGUAUGCAGGAGAGCUAUGGAAAAGCUUAAGAAGCCAUCCCCAUUUCAAUCGAAUCAUUUCCACUCGCUUGCAGCAUAAUGACAUACAGAAUCUUGCGCAGAUGCUAUCUGGAUUAAGCAUAGGAAGGCAUCCGCCUUUGUGGGACGAUUUGCCGAAUUGUAGAGUACCGCUUCUUAUCAUACACGGAGAGAAGGAUAAGAAAUUUAAGAAAAUUGCUGAAGCAAUGAUGAAUACGAUAUGCUCUGGCUUGAGAAGUAAAGUUGAAGAAGUGAAUGACGUACAUGAGGUUGUUGAGAUUCCUAACUGUGGGCAUGCUGCUCAUUUGGAGAAUCCUCUUCCUGUCAUUGAAGCCUUGAGACAAUUCAUGUCAAAACUAUAGAAGAUAUGCUGUUCAGUAGGUGGAUUAAUUUAUAACAAUUAUGUCCCCUAAACAUGUAUAAUUUUUCUUAUGUUACCAAUUCUUUUUUAUAUAAAUGUUCUUAACUAGUUACCGUGUAAGGAAGGACUAAGUAUUUGAUAAUAAGGAAUACUCAGGUUUCUCAUAAUUCAGACAUUGCAUUGCUUUCGGAUGA
Molecule: messenger RNA, 5365 nt
Organism: Trifolium pratense (red clover)
Lineage: Eukaryota; Viridiplantae; Streptophyta; Magnoliopsida; Fabales; Fabaceae
Product: protein PHYLLO, chloroplastic
Exons: 27
Coding region: 82-5172 (1696 amino acids)
Biological process (GO): menaquinone biosynthetic process
Molecular function (GO): 2-succinyl-5-enolpyruvyl-6-hydroxy-3-cyclohexene-1-carboxylic-acid synthase activity; 2-succinyl-6-hydroxy-2,4-cyclohexadiene-1-carboxylate synthase activity; thiamine pyrophosphate binding
Source: RefSeq, a predicted model, not a curated record